GCGGGUAACUGGAGCUGUCCGCGUCUGUAGUGCUGCUCUGAUUUCAUUGAACGCGAUGGAAGAAGAACUGAAAUGCCCGGUUUGCGGUUCUCUCUUCAAGGAGCCGAUUAUUUUACCGUGCUCUCAUAAUGUCUGCCUGGCGUGUGCUCGGAAUAUCAUCGUGCAGACCCCGGAGGGAGAGACCCCUCCGCAGAACCGAUGCUCCUCGGACUAUGACUAUCUGGAUAUGGACAAGAUGAGCAUGUACAGCGAGACGGACAGUGGCUACGGCUCAUACACGCCGUGCCUGAAGUCUCCCAACGGAGUGCGCGUGUUCCCGCCGGCGCUGGUGCACCGCCACUGCUCCAUCACCUGCCCGCUGUGCCACCGCAGCGUGUCCCUGGAGGAGCGCGGGCUCCGCGGCUUCCAGCGCAACCGGCUGCUGGAGGCGAUCGUGUCCCGCUACCAGCAGAGCCGCGCCGCCUCCGUCAAAUGCCAGCUGUGCGACCGCAAUCCGGUGGACGCCACGGUGAUGUGCGAGCAGUGCGAUGUGUUCUACUGCGCUCCGUGCCAGCAGCGCUGCCACCCCUCCCGCGGACCGCUGGCCAAGCACCGGCUGCUGCCGCCGGCCGCUCCAGCGCAGGGGACCGCCUCCGCGCGCAGACAGGCGAGCUGCGUGGACCACGAAGCGGAGAACUACGGCAUGUACUGCGUCAGCUGCAAGACCCCCGUGUGCUACCAGUGUCUGGAGGAGGGCAAACACAGCAAGCACGACGUGAAGCCCCUGGCCGCCAUGUGGAAACAACACAAGUGUCAGCUGUCCCAGGCAUUGAAUGGAGUGUCUGACAAAGCCAAGGAGGCCAAGGAGUUCCUGGUGCAACUGAAGAACCUGCUUCAGCAGAUACAGGAGAACGGCGUUGAAUUUGAGGCAUGUCUGGUCGCUCAGUGUGACUCUCUGAUUGAAGCGCUCAUUCGGCAGAAGGCCAAACUGCUCACCAAGGUCACAAAGGAGAAAGAGAGUAAGCUGAAGACCGUAAAGGAUCAGAUAACUCACUGCACCAUGAAGCUCCGACAGACCACAGGAAUGAUGGAAUUCUGUCUGGAGGUUAUUAAAGAGAACGAUCCCAGUGGAUUCCUACAGAUCUCAGAUGCGUUGAUAAAGCGUGUCCUGGCGUCUCAGGAACAGUGGGUAAAAGGUGCGUUGGAGCCAAAGGUCUGCCCAGAAUUCGCCUUGACCGUCAACACAGAUCCUCUGAUGCAGUCGAUUCUCCAGCUGGACUUCACCCAGAAUAAAGCGGAGACCUCCACAGUGCCUCCUGCACCGCUGUUGCAGUUGGAAAAAUGCUGCAUUCGGAACAACAGCGCCACUUUGGCCUGGAGGAUAACUACUGUCCAAGCCCUGCUUGUAGAGGGUUACGUGCUGGAGCUGGAUGACGGGAAUAGCGGGUCUUACCGGGAAGUCUAUGUUGGGAAAGAGACCAUCUGUACAGUGGACGGCCUUCAUUUCAACAGUUCAUACAACGCUCGAGUCAAAGCGUACAACUCUGCUGGAGUGGGAGCGUACAGCAAAGUUGUUGUUUUGAAAACGUCUGAUGUGGCAUGGUUCACCUUUGACCCUACGUCAGCUCACAGAGACAUUGUCCUAUCUAAUGAAAACCAGACUGUGACUUGUAACAGUUACGAUGAUCGCGUGGUGCUCGGGACGGCUGCCUUCUCCAAGGGCGUGCAUUACUGGGAACUUAGUGUGGAUCGCUAUGACAACCACCCCGACCCCGCAUUCGGUGUGGCACGGAUUAAUACGAUGAAGGACAUGAUGCUAGGGAAGGACGAUAAGGCCUGGGCCAUGUAUGUGGACAACAAUCGCUCCUGGUUCAUGCACAACAACUCCCACACCAACAGGGCUGAGGGUGGCAUCACAAAGGGUUCAACUGUGGGGAUUCUGUUAGACCUGACAAAACAUAGUCUGACCUUCUUCAUCAACAAACAGCAGCAUGGACCCAUGGCUUUCGAGAACCUGGAGGGUGUGUUCAUGCCCGCAGUUAGCCUCAACCGCAACGUCCAGGUGACUCUAAUCACAGGUUUGGAAGUCCCAAAGAGCAUCAUGUGAUCAUCUUGGACCAAUAAGAACGAGCCAGACCUUUCU
Messenger RNA from Sinocyclocheilus grahami, 2122 nucleotides. Its product is annotated as E3 ubiquitin-protein ligase TRIM9. The record is from RefSeq and is a predicted model, not a curated record. Bases 56 to 2086 code for a protein of 676 amino acids. Gene Ontology annotation, cellular component: cytoplasm. Lineage: Eukaryota; Metazoa; Chordata; Actinopteri; Cypriniformes; Cyprinidae. Gene Ontology annotation, molecular function: protein binding; zinc ion binding. The transcript has 11 exons.